This is a messenger RNA of Chrysochloris asiatica (Cape golden mole), 423 nucleotides long. It is a transcript of the gene SAPCD1, whose product is annotated as suppressor APC domain containing 1. NCBI's taxonomy places the organism in Eukaryota, Metazoa, Chordata, Mammalia, Afrosoricida, Chrysochloridae. The record is from RefSeq and is a predicted model, not a curated record.
AUGGUGUUUCCUGGUAACUGUGAGCUGCCCCUGGUAUGGGUCCCCUAUUCGGUCCUGCUGCUGCUGGGGACAAGCUGCCAAGACCCAGAGGCCCAGAGCUGCUGCUUCUGGCUUCAGAACAUGCAGAACCUGAAGCAAGAACAGGACGUUUUGCGGCAGGGCCAGGAGCUGCUGGAGCACUGCAAGGCCUGAUUGAGGGAAGCCCAGUGGCAGAAGCUACUUCUGGCUUUUGGUGAGAAUUUUCUAAAAGAUUUAUACUCAGAAUCUGUGACCUCCAGUUAUCUCAGAUUCAAAAAGGUCAGCAUCUGUUUGCAGACUCUGAUUAUGGGGAAGUUUUUUUCAUAGCCAUUGAACAUGGCUAGUUCCUGCAUCACCCAGGAUUGAAAGGAAAGGCCAAGGAAGCAGUAUUUGUGGCAGCAGUGA